UUCACAAAAAUCGUAAUAUGGCAUUGGCAUUUGGCAACACAACAAAUUCUGCCACACCAUUUUUUUCUGUUUAAAAGAAAUCGCCACCGGGAAAAUAAUAAGCGCGGGAUGCACGGGAUUUCCAUGAGCCCGCCCCCAGCGUAACGCGCCCUCCGAGUAGAAAACCUAAAAAAAAAAUCCCUCUUUCUAUCUCAGACAUCGAGAUUCAAAGCGGAGGCGGAAGUGCGGAAUCUCUCUCUCUCUCUCUCUCUCGCUCACAUUUCUUCAUCACUCCCCACCGCCACCUCAUCUCAUCUCAUCCCCUUCCUUCUCCUCCUCCUCGGCUCCUCUCCCACCCGCUUUCACCCUCCUCUCUCGCCGCCGCCGGAAAUUGAAAUGCCCGGCCUCCGUCGCUAAGCUUCCCCACGCUCCCCGCUCGUUUCUUCCCUCCCAGCUACCAGAAAAUGCCGACACUCCUCGCUUCCUUCCUUCUCUAGGGCUACCCCUAGGGUUUCCACUCAUUCUCUCCCGUUUAGCCAGCCGAGCCAGGUUCUUUCCUCUUCUCACCUCUCUAUCUAUCUAUAUUCUCUGUUGCCCGCGCGCGCGCGCUGAUUUCUGCUGUGUAGUUGCAUUUUGUUUUUUUUUUCUUUUUAUUCCCGUUUUGUUAUGCUUGUUAUCCGUUCAGUUGCAUGGCCGCCCCUGAGAAAUUGAGAGUUUUCGCUGCCGUUUGGCUGUGUUGUGUUUGUUCGGCGAGGAAAAUGGAGGAAAACGAGUGGAAAUUUUUCGAAAUUGUUUUUUUUUGGGGGGGAAAACGUAUGAGAGAGAGAGAGUUUCGGUUUUCUGCUGCAGUUUAAUUAGGCAUUCUUUUAGUAACGAAAAUGCGUUGAAAGAGGGAGGGAAGAAGAAGGAAGUAGUUUUGCUUAGCGAUGCUGUCUUCUAGGUGUUUGAUUAAAUGUCACAGACACGAAGAAAACGAUAGGGUAAUCACCGUUUGAAAAGGACGCACCUACUAUUUUCCCCAUCCGUCUGGUAUAUGAGUCUUGGUGUUUUCCAUAAAUUUUCGUUCUUAUUUAGUGGGUGUGGAUCCUCCUGACUUGGGAGAGAAACUCUCCCUCUCCUUGCCAUUUUUGGUUUGUGGGUGAUUAGGAGUGUAUAUCUUUUCAAUGGUAAAAAAUAUAUAUAUAUAUAGGGAAUGUGUGUUUCGAAUAGGGUUAAUCAGUGAUGUGGCGGGUAAUUAGUGGGUGUGCCACAUAACUGCAGCCAAUAGAAAUCCUACAAGCGGCCCGGGUGAGCAAGAAGAUUAGAAGAGGAAGGGGUGAGAAUAAUCAUAUGAAAGAAAAUAAAAGCCCACUAAUCCCGUGUGGCACAUUUUGAGUCAAAAUGGAUUUGCUAUUAAUGUGUUGGAAUAUUGGAAUGUGCGUGCGGGGUAAUUAAGGGUAAAACGUAUCGUCUUAGAAUCUUAAAAGGACUGUCUUUUCAUGGUCAGUUUUUCUUGCCCCUGAUUCCCAUAUAUAUUUUUCAAAACGUGUCCAUGACAGAAUGUGAUUGCUCUGAAGAAUUUGGCUGCAUAUUUGUUUUUCUUGGAUAAGGUUGGAUACAUGGAGUAUUGAGAGUUCGGAUGAUAAGGAUAUCGAAUACUUGAGGGUUUGUCUUGUCUUCCUGUUCUUUCUCUCUGUGUGUAUGCGUGUGAUUUUCGGCGAUUGCAUAUCCUCUUUGCUCAAUUCGUUUCCUUUCGUGAAUGUCAUUGGUGGGUUUCGGAUUGUGAAUGACGGGUUUUUUUUUCUUCCCUGUGUUUGUUCGAUUGUUGCAGGUUUUUUUAAUAUGAACGACUCUUGGUUUUUCGACAAAAAUUUCAGCGGGGUAACGGAUGAUUUCUUCGAUGAAACGUUGAAGUACUUUGAUUUCCCUCCAGAGGAUGUUGAUCCUGCCGCUGCGGAAGAGGAUUGGCAAACUAAAUUUCAAGAACUUGAGCCUCCUUCCAUCUUUUUGCCAAACUUCCCGUCUGAUAUCUGCUGUGCAAGUGGCAAUGCCGCUGUCAAAGUAGAGGGCACUUCCUCCAUUUUGCAGAAGAAAUCGUCCGAGUCCAAACAAUGUUCAAUAAUAAGCGGUAACAAGGCAUCAUCCAGCAGAAGCAUCAGCAUCCAGUCUGAUUUCUCUUCAGAUGCGAAAUAUCCUCGACAACAUUUCAGGACCUCAAGCCCAGUUUCUGUCCUUGAGAGCAGCAGUUCCUCUUGCUCGGCCGAAAACCCAACAAAUUAUCACUCUACAAUCCCCAUUGCAGCUAAACGUACUCGAAGCAAAGGCAUGCGCUCCCAACGUUGCAGUUAUGAGUUCUUCCAACGUUUAUUCUCCUCGGGCAGAAAAAGGCUUCAUCCGCUGGCCCAGCUCGAGCCGGAAUCCGUGCCCCGUGUAGAUGAGAAGACAUCAUCAGGCCUCCUGAAUGGUAUUCAGAAAAAGAGAAAGCAGCAGCAGGGUACUGGUGGUGAAACGAGGAGGUGCUCCCACUGUGGGGUGUCGGAGACUCCGCAGUGGAGAGAAGGCCCAUUGGGUCCCAAAACACUCUGCAAUGCUUGUGGGGUUCGUCACAGGUCUGGACGUCUGUUCCCAGAGUACCGCCCAGCUGCUAGUCCGACCUUCAUCCCUUCGGUGCACUCGAACUCACACAGGAAGGUCUUGGAGUUAAGGAAGAAGACUUGUGAUGGCAGUGGCGACGAGGAGGGAGCAGGAGCCACGACCACCACUUCGAUGGCCUGAGAAUGAAGAAACCAAUGCUGAUUUUGACUGGUAUUCGUUUGAUUAUUAUAUUGUUUAGGAGUAGCUAGUGUGGGUUAGGACAAACGACGAACGGUUAGCAGCGCAAGUCUUGUAAUCUCUCUCUGAUGAUGACGAUGAUGCUAAUACUGUUUGUGGGGUUUAAUUUGUUCUUUGAUGUACAUUAUUACCUUGAGAAUAAGAAGCAUAGGGAGGUAGAUUGAUGAAGAGGCAGAGGUAGAAGAAGUUUGGCUAUGCAAGCGGAAGAAAGAAAGGAGGCUCAGAAGGACUUCGAAGGCAGAGCGAGGCAUUAGCUUAUUAUAUGCUGUGUGAUUGUGUAGAUGUUGCCGAAAAGUUCAGUUGGGGUAGUUUCUUCUUUCUUUCUUUCUUCUUCUCUAGUGAUGCAGUACCCUUUUCUAGCCAUUCCUUGGCUUUUAUAUAUUCGUCGUUGGCUGCUAUCAGUGUCUUCUGGGAUCGUUUGAUGAUGGUAUGUGGAUUUGUUACAGGUAUUGUUUGUUGGCUGCUAUCAGAGUGUCCCCUCUCGUAUUUCAUCCGCGAUUUCUGGGUCGUUGGAUGGUGGUAUGUGGAUCUGUUACAGGUCUCUUUUGUUGGCUGCUAUCAGAUUGUUCUCUUGUAUUUCAUCUGUGAUCUUCGGGAUCAUUGGAUGUUGGUAUGUGGAUCUCUUGCAGGUUGGUUUGGAUUGCAGGAAAUGGUAUUUGCAUGGAUCGUCAAUAUACAAUUGGAAUGUGCAAUGAAAGGAACUAUAAUUGUACGGAAGCAAGUUUUUUUGUAAGGGGAACCCAAGCUUUUGCUUGUAGGGGUGGCUGGUUGGUUUCCGGUUAGCGGCUAACCGGACGGUUUAAUCGUUAAAAAUCCAGUUAGCUGCUAGCCGAAAACCGACUAUAUAUACCGUCGAUCGGUUUGCCGAAAGAUAUAAGGGUUGUUCGGUUAGUGGAGUAACGGAAGCUAGUUAACCACGGUUACCCGACUAACCGACCUCCGCCCAAUUUGCUUGGAAGGAACAGUCUAAAGAUUGGAAAUCAAACGAAGGCCCAAAAGCUUCACUCCAGCCAAGAAAAGCCCACAGACCCGACGUAGACCCACAAACACCCCUGGCCCAGCCCAAACUCGGCGAUACAGAAACAACUGCUGCCGACAGCCGACAAGUGGAUGAAUAUUAUUUAAAAGAAAAGGUUUAAUCAAUAUUAUUGUACGAGCCCAUAAUAAUAAAAGAAGGGUUGACAAUAUAAUAAUAUAAAUAAUAAUUAACGAGAAGAGAUAAGGGAACAAGGUCUGGCUCGGGUACCACAAAACGGGGCAGGCUCCAUCGUGACGUUACGUCGACGUCUCGUCGUCACAUCAAUCAAUUCAACGCCCUCCACAGAAAUACAAAAAACAAAAAGAAAAAAAAAACAGUGGGAUUCAAAGACAGAGGUCCAGUUAUGAAAAAGACAAAAGAACAGGCCCAUCAGGACGCAUGGGCCCAGCCAGCUAUAAACCCCGAAGGGCCUGUUGUCUUUAGCUGCCUGGCCACGACCACAUUGCCGCCAGGGCCCACAAUCCACCACCAACACCAUAAAGCCACACCACAUUGUUUGCCGUCGUAAAGUCAACGAGACUUGACAGUCUGUGUGGUACGAACACCGUUAGUUAAGUCAAAUGUUAGUUUGUAGUACAGAAUUUUUAAGUCGGUAUUCAACGCAUGGUGUUGUUGGAUGUUGGUUAGGAAAUAAGAAUAUUCAAGAUUUUUCAGUGUUUAAGAGAAAAUGCCUAAGUUACCAUAGAGUGUUCGUGUGAUUUCCCUCCACAUCAAAAGUAAGGAGGUAGGGAGUAGAGGCUUUGAUGUUUAAUUAUGAAUUAUAGUGGUGGAAGCUACGUGUUAAAUUUAACGGGAGAUUUGGUUUUGAGAAAGUUAUGAUGUGUGUUGUUAGAGAGUGGUAUAAGAUCCAACAUAACCUUCUCCCAACAACUCGAGUUAUUGGGACCAACUGGUUUAUGACAUGGUAUCAGAGCCUAGAACCGAAAGGUCAUGUGUUCGAAUCUCCACGACCCCCAAUAUUAACCGUUGUCUUUCAAGCACAUGGUAUGGUGGGCCUGUGCAAACUUCAAGUCCAUGGGUUGGCUUUCGUUUGAGGGGGCGUGUUAGAGAGUGGUAUAAGAUCCAACAUAACCUUCUCCCAACAACUCGGUCCGAAUACUCUCCAGCAUGAUACAAUAGGCGUACAUGUAUCGUGGUAGAGAUAUUUCGAAAUCAUGGAAACUAGCACACGACUCUUUUUGCUUUUCGUUCGGAAGAGAGGAGGAUGCAGGAAAUCACAAGCGUUUUAGACAGGGAACGAAGGGUAGAACAAUCAACGCUUAAAAACGUUGAAUCGGCUGUGUAUUUGUAGAGAUUGAAGAGGUGGCCUGAUCCAACCACUACCUUGGUUUGGAUAGUGUAAGGUGGACAUGAAACCAUAAGUUGCUUUCAAGCAAUGUCUUGGUUCGUCUAUAGGCUGUUGACCCAAGCAAUGCCUUGGUUCAAUUAUGAUUCGGUUUAACUCUAAUAGUUGGAGAACCAAUCCAUCAAAUCAUAUCGAUCAAAGUCAAAGCGACCACACGACGACGCGAGGACCUAUUUUGCUCCUUUUAUUAGCCUUAUCGGGCUUCUCAACUUAACUACCCACAAUUUCGUGAGUGUGGUACAAAUAAGAUUUUAAUUCACUUCAUUCCCUUCCCAUUUACACCUCCAUUACUCGACAUCUUAAUUUUUUAUUUAUUUUUAGUCCCUCUUCAACCUAACUGGUGCAUUUCGAGUAUUCAGUUGCGGUCUAAGACUAUCCCGACCAAAUGAAUAGUAACCGAACUAAUAGAUGUGAGCAAUUCGAGCUCACAUUUCUCUCGAGGACAUAAUAAAAAAAUCUUACGAUAAUAGGUCAUGGGACUCGAACUAAACAGAAAAUCAAAAUCGUGUCUACCCUUAUAGUUUACACUCUUCACUAGCAACUAAAAAAAUCCAAGAUAUUUUCAGAAGUUCAUCAUAGGAACUAACUAAAAGAUCUAGAAGAGGGAUGUGUGGGAGGGCAAAUGGCAUUAGGAGUUGUCUUUCACUAAUCAAGGUUAGGUUGGUGU
Molecule: messenger RNA, 5841 nt
Organism: Linum trigynum
Lineage: Eukaryota; Viridiplantae; Streptophyta; Magnoliopsida; Malpighiales; Linaceae
Source: the annotation of a GenBank genome assembly